Messenger RNA from Botrytis byssoidea, 978 nucleotides. RefSeq lists its product as uncharacterized. The record is from RefSeq and is a predicted model, not a curated record. The coding region runs from base 1 to 978 and encodes 325 amino acids. The transcript has a single exon. NCBI's taxonomy places the organism in Eukaryota, Fungi, Ascomycota, Leotiomycetes, Helotiales, Sclerotiniaceae.
AUGUCUUCCCAACAGAUUCUAAAUGGAAAAUCAGAAAGUCGCUCCACUCCACCUGCAAACUCGCACGCCAAUCCAAAGAUUCGAACAGGCUUACACUCUCUUCCGAUGGAGAUUCUAGUUCAAAUUUCGAAGGAGUGCAUGAAGGAAGAAGAGACAAGUACAAAUCCUGGCAACAUCACACGCAAAUUGCCAAAACUUAUCACAAGCUUGAAAUGUGGCGUGAACGAUCCAUGGCGUAGACGCUACAUGUAUACCCUAGAGGCUUGCAGCAAGAACUGGAUCUAUUCCCUUCACUUUGGAAACAGGUGGAAGCUGCAGAUGGAUUCCGGAGAAGGUGAACUGGUCCAAAAUAUUGUCAUCAAAUAUGUACCUGAGAUCUGGGCCAGUCUGUCUCCGCACCACUCGCCCUUUAGGUCUGUCCCGACUAUCAACGGUGCCUCCGAGCUCAACGCAUCGGCGAAGCAAUUAAUCUAUGAAAAACAGGAGCGGUUUUACUACUGGAAUCCAUUGCCAGAGGUAGUGAACUCGUCACUAGAGAAUUUACCCAAAGUUCGUUCAAUUCAACUAGAGUUCAAGACCUUCUGCGUUUGCUUCAUAUCAAAAGGCCUUGGUAUGUACAGUGCUUUGGAAAGAUUUCUAGACGAUCAUAAAGACUUCAAGCUCAAAUCCGCCACAAUUGAGCCAAUUGAUGGAAGAGCUCUAGGGGGAAUUGGGAAGCGAGUUGUGAUCCCGCAGGUCACCGUAAUGGCAGGCCAUGACGUCUGUUUUGAUCUCACAGAUAAGGGAACUUGGGUGUUGAAAGCUUUUACAAAACAGACGGAGGCGGGAGUGGAGACUGUUGAUUUAGAUAGGUAUGAAAACUCAGAGGCGGAUACGCUUCGUUUCAAUGCUAUGCAGGCGUGUGCGUAUCCUGAUAAUGAUGCCAAGAUGUUCACUGGAUGCAAAUGGACGUGGGUACUUGAAAGAGAAGAGAAGUAG